AUGGCGGCGAUACGGCCCGUCCUGCGGGAGUGGGUGGAGUGCCGCCACAGGGCCCCCAACUACCACCUUACUCAGAUGCUUACCGGGCACGGAUGUUUCGGGGUGUAUCUGUGUGGAGUGGUUAAAAGGGAGCCCACCGCGGACUGCCACCACUGCGGCACCGGAGAGGUGGACACGGCGCAACACACGCGCGAAGCAUGCCCAGCGUGGGCGGAGCAGCGCGCCGCCGUGUCCUCGGUCCUUGGGACGGACCUCUCCCUGCCUGUCAUGGCAGCUGCUAUGGCAGACAGGGAGGAGGUAUGGAAGGCGGUCUCCUCUUUCAGCGUCGAGGUUAUGACGCUGAAAGAAGCGGCGGAGCGGGCGCGGAAAGACGCCGUCGACUCGCUCCCGAUCCGCCGCUGGAGACCGGGGCGGCGCCGUCGGGCGCACCUUGUGGCGCUAGACAGGGCGCCGCCCUGA
Messenger RNA from Papilio machaon (common yellow swallowtail), 459 nucleotides. RefSeq lists its product as uncharacterized. The coding region runs from base 1 to 459 and encodes 152 amino acids. The record is from RefSeq and is a predicted model, not a curated record. Lineage: Eukaryota; Metazoa; Arthropoda; Insecta; Lepidoptera; Papilionidae. The transcript has a single exon.